GGGCGGGGGAGAUGCAGUUCGGAUUGUGCUCGCACACAGCGAAGAGAGCGAGAGCGAUUGGGGAAUGUGAUGGUGUGUGUGUGUGUGUGAGCGAGUGAGUGAGUGCGUUGGCACCACUGCCGCUUUCCUCUCUCCCCUUUCUUUCUCAUCCAGGUUCGUCACUCCACAGUAGCCUCCUCCUCCUCCCUCUCUCCUUCUUCGUCAAUCGAUCUUCCCUUCAUCUCCUCUUUGCCCCAUCGCUGCUCCAUUUCUCUCCCUCCUCCCUCUACUGGCUCCUUUGCACUCCUGCCUAUUUUGCUUGCCUGCUCUCUGUUCUGUCGUCGCCAACCUCUGUUCACUCUUCGUCUCGUUGUAUACUACUGGUGGUGGAGUCGUCUCUUGUUCUUAUGUUGUUCAUCUCGUCGGAUGUAGUUUGCCACGCAUUCUUAGGUUAGAAGUUGGAAGAAGGAAAAUAAUUCAUAAUCGAUUUAUUGAUUCUGAGGAAAUAGCUUCUGUUUUCGGUUUGUUGUUUUUCCUAGGGUUUUCUUGUCCACUUCGAUUGUAAAGCGGGCGUCGCGUUGGCCAUGAGAAGCCCCCGCUCAUCAUUUUGGAUAUUCCACGUGCUCAGAUAGACCACUUGAACCGCAGUACUAGGUGGCCAUGGCCAAUGCGGAGGUCUUCGAUUCUUACUUCCGCCGAGCAGAUCUCGACAAGGAUGGUCGCAUCAGCGGCCAAGAGGCUGUCGGCUUCUUUCAAGGCGCGGGCCUGCCUCAGAUGACACUCGCCAAGAUCUGGCAAUUCGCCGAUCAGGGGCGAACCGGUUACUUGUCGCGAGUGGAAUUUUAUAAUGCUUUGAAGCUAGUGACAGUAGCGCAAACAGGUAGAGAGAUCACACCCGAGCUCGUACGCGCUGCGUUGACAGGUCCUGCUGCUGCACAAAUACCACCUCCGAGAAUCAACACGCCUGCAGGUCAACAUGGCGGACCUGGUGGAUCGCCUGCACCAGCACUGAGUUCGCAAGGAGCUCCUUCGGUGAGAGCUCCGGGGCCUGCAGCGGCGUACAAUGGAUUUGAUGUGCAAUCCCGUAGCUUGCAGGGUAGCAACGGUGGUUUGAGGCCUGUGAGUAUGCAGGGUAAUGGUUUGUCAAGCUCACAGGGGGUGUAUGGUGCCCCUGUGGUCCAGAAGUUUUCUCCGCAUACCAACAGCGCGCCUAGUGCACCAUUGCCCCAAGGGGGAUUUGGAGCACCGGCCAGGCAACUGGCUCCUCAGACAAACAGCCUCUCUACGGGCGGCACUGGAGUGCCACAGCUGAUGAAUCAGACGAGUAGCCUGCCGCGGUAUCCUCCAUCUGCGGCACAGGUUCAGGUACCGCCCGCGGGACUUGCACAGCAGGGUUGGGCAAGGCCUCCUGCUUCGGGUGGAGCGCCAGUGAGACCGUCGCUUGGGAGCUUGUUCACCACAAACUCUGCUUGGCCAUCUAAGGAUGCCAACCCAGAAGGUGCAAACCAAGGGCCUGGUUCCACGAGCGUGUCUGCUGGUCCAACUGUGUUAACAACGCCGAGCGCGGGUCAGUCCAGGCCCUUGACCCCGGGUUCUGCAGCAUUAACUCCUGCUGGUUCAAAUGCGGGCUCUGGAACGACAUCGAAAAGUCAGACACUGGAUGCGACCUCCACAAAUGGCGGCGGGUUCAAUUCUGGGAUCGAUCUGUUCAGCAGCGGGUUCAAGGCCACUUCUGCGGUUGGCACGCCCGGCACUUCAGUAGGUUCUAGUCCUGCCUCAAACAUGUUCCCAGGCGGUCAAGCAACAAAGCCUGCUUCCGUGACGCCUCCUGCUCAACAAAAUAAAUCGGCUUCUGCGACACCUCCUGCUCAAAACAAGCCGGCUCCCCUUGACGAAUCGAUGUUUAGUGCUCCUGCGGUUCCGUCCAUGCAGGGCCCUCCUCAAAAUGGAUUGAUGGGCAUGGGAGCAGGAGCUGGGUCGAGGCCACAUGGGGUACUUACGGUGGGGGAUUCGUGGCCCCAAAUGUCGGCGAGUGACGUGCAAAGAUAUACCAGAGUGUUUACGAAGGUGGACACGGACAAAGAUGGAAAAAUCACAGGCAAUCAAGCUCGGGAACUGUUUCUGAGUUGGAAUCUGCCUAGAGGGGUUUUGAAGCAAGUUUGGGAUCUUUCUGACCAGGACAACGACAGCAUGCUGUCUUUACGCGAAUUUUGCACCGCACUGUACUUCAUGGAGCGGUUCAGGGAAGGGCGGGUGCUCCCAUCCACACUGCCUUCAGGCAUUCACCCAGACAAUUUGCAUGUUCCUGUUGCAUCAAUUCCCCAAGGGCCUGCUGUACCUCGGGGUCCUGGUGUUUCUGAGGGGUCCCUUGUUCAGCAAGGGUCUGGUGCUCAAAGUGCUCCUAUUUGGCGUCACAUACCAGGUGCUCCACAGCAAGCUAGCGUUGCUACGGGGGCGGAUCCUGCAGGUGCUCCAAUGCCACCGGUCAAAGCUUCCCCAACACUUCAGAUGCCAGAACGAGCUGUACCUGCUCCAGGAGAAGUUGCUCCAGCGGCAGUUCAGGAGCCUUAUAAAUCCAAAGUUCCAGCCUUGGAGGAAAGUUUAGUUGGUCAACUGAGCCGUGACGAGCAAGAAAUGUUGAAGACAAAGCACAAAGCUGCUGAAGAGGCAGACAAGAAGGUGUUUGAGCUGGACAAAGAAAUUCAGGACUACAAGGAGAAGACCGAGUUAUACCGAACAAAAUUGCAAGAAAUUAUAUUGUUCAAAAGUCGGUGUGACAAUCAGCUUAAUGAGGUGAAGGAGAGCGUGGCUACAGAGAAGCGUGAGAUCGAUACUCUGAGCAAGAAGUACGACCAGAAAUUCAAGCAAGCAGGUGAAAUCAGCUCAAGACUGCAAGCUGAAGAAGCAGCUUUCCGAGAUAUUCAGGAAAAGAAAAUGGAGUUGUACACUGCUAUUGCAAAGCUCGAUAAGGGUGGUGAUGACAAUGAAACUCUUGAGAAUCGUGCGAAUCUCAUUUCAGCACAUCUAGACGAUUUAAAGAAGACUCUCUAUGAGAGAGGCAAGGCGCUUGGGGUAAAGCCAAAGUCUGCAAUCCCUAUAGAGGUGUCCACUGGUUUUGAAGGAGUACCGGACAAUGCAAUGGAAUGGGUUGAAGAUUGGUUCAACUUUACUGAUGAAGGAUUUACGAAUGUGCGUGACAUCAUGGAUGAUAUGGUUGAAGUUCCAUCCACUACCAAAUCUGCAUAUUCAGCUCCGUGGGGUAACGGUGAAAGCUUGUUCGAUGAUGGCUUUGACUUCUCAUCGGAACCAACCAUAUCUGAUUUCAAGACAGGGCAAGAUGAGGAACCGUUCUCUACAUCGAACAAAGUUCAUGCAGACUUCCGAUCUGCAGAAAGUACUGUUUUCAAAAGUGAUUUCGACUAUGAUCCUGAGCAUGAUGUAUCUACUUCUGACAUUCAUCAUAAAGACAAUGCGUUUGGCGCAAGGCUUCCUAGUGCAAGGUUUGACGAAGGCGAAGCUGGUGGCAGCACAUUUGGUGGUGAAGCUACCUUUGAUACUGUGUCUGAAAGUGGAUUUGGCCAAGGACGGAAUUCCUUUAAUUCUAGAGAUCCUUUCGGCGACAGCAGUGGAGCAUGGGCUAUUAACGACGACGAUUCAAAUGCAGAUUUUCGCGCUUCUUGGGUACAAGCGCGCAGUAGUGCUCCUAGUACUCAGACCUCAAUGGACUUAUCUAGCUCACGAGGGCAAACGCGUUUUGGAAGGGAACGAGGCUCUAUUGCUGACUCGCUUGAUCUUGAUCCCCUAAGAAUUUCAAGCCCUAGAGGCAACUUGUUUGACGGAUCGAUACGCAUUCCUAGUCCUGGCGGUUUUGACAGCUCUAGAAGAGAAUCGGUUUCGAGCCCAGGCGCAAGGGGCUUCGGUGGACUGUCUAGCCCUGGUUGGAGUUUUGACCGCAAUGGAAAUGGUCACGAUGAUUACAAGAGCGCGUUUGGAGCAUUUGAUUCCCCCAAGUCUAAUGCGUUCGGGUCCCCCAGGAAUGCAUUUGAUUCUCCCAAAAACACCUUUGGCUCUCCCAAGAAUUCUUCUUCGUUUUUUGGCAACUCAAGCUUUGAUGCUACACCAUCUUUCUUUGGUGGAAGUCCAGGGGGCUCAAAGCGUGACAAUCCUUACUCUGGCAGCACUUUCUCGCGAUUUGAUUCAUUUACAGGUCCAGGCAGCCCUGCAGCUCCUGCCAGAGGAUCAGGAGGAAGUGAUGACCAUCACAUGAUGGGAUAUGACGGAGAGAAAUCAAUUCAAAGAUUUGACUCCAACAGCAUGAAGCCUGACCGCAGUCGUGGUUUUGGUUCUGAUGAUGAAUCCGACCCCUUCGGAGCAUUUGGCGACUCUGGACCCUUCAGUGCAGGAACAGCGAAGCAGACCAACGUCUGGAGCGCUUUUUAGCAGUCUUUUCGUAUCUAAUCUUGUGUUAUAAUUUCGAAUUGUCUUGCGAAUCCAAGACGUUUAUGGGCUCAAGUACUUGGAUCGUAGAGGGCAGAGGGAGUCAUCUGUGGAGCACAUUUCUUUCAGAACUCUUUAGCAAGCAAUCAAUAAUUCAGUUAGCUUUUAUCAUGAGUGUUUUUGGGAUCAUUUCCACUACCUCCAGAUUAUAUUCUGAAGACUAGCAGUAGACUACGUAACUAAGCAGCCUGACAUCCUCUGAGAGUCAGCACACAACUCUGAUUUGUAUUUGCAAUUGCAGUAAUAACGGUGGAUUUUUUUGACAAUAUCAUGACUUGCCAUUC
Messenger RNA from Physcomitrium patens, 4760 nucleotides. The record is from RefSeq and is a predicted model, not a curated record. Lineage: Eukaryota; Viridiplantae; Streptophyta; Bryopsida; Funariales; Funariaceae.